GUCUGGAGAGGAGGUAGAGAGAGGAACAGAGAGGAGAGAAGGAUGGCAGAGAUAUGUGACCCCAAGGAGCCAGAGGAGAAGACAUGGACGGGGCCGGUAUUGGUUGAGAGAGAUCUUGGACUACUACGCAGAUUAAGGAACUCACCAGGGUGUCUGACUUGGCCCCUCCUUCUGCUGCUGCUCUUCGUCUCAUUGGGUUUCUUCAUGCUCCUGGUGACCACCCUGGUUCAAGUUUCCAGGAUCCACCAGUCUCUGCAGAGAGAGAGAGAGACCAGCAGGAGACCCACAGCCCAGGAGAAGAUACAAUCAAGCCUGGAUAAGUUCCUGCAGCAGGUGACCUGGAUGAAUGCCACCCUGGCUGGCCUGUGCCAUCCCUGCCCCUGGCAUUGGGAAUUCUUCCAGGGAAGAUGCUACUUAUUCUCCCAGACCCAGAGUGACUGGAAAUCCUCCGUCUCCGCCUGUGAGGACAUUGGGGCCCAGCUGGUUAUCAUCAAUAGCACUGCGGAGCAGAGAUUCCUGAAGUCUUGGUAUGUCAGAUAUAAUAAAGCCACCUGGAUUGGCCUCAGUGAUGACACCAGUGAAGGUUCCUGGCAGUGGGUGGACAACAGCCCCCUCCAACUCAGCUUCUGGAAAGAAGGAGAACCCAACAAUCACGGAGAUGAAGACUGUGCAGAAUUGCACAACGAUGGCUGGAAUGAUAGCAAAUGUACGGUAGAAAACGCCUGGAUCUGUGAGAAGCCCUCGUCUCCCUGCCCCACGCUCUGAGGGCCACUGCCCAGCCUCCUACUCCCCAUCAGUAGAGAACAGCCAACAGGCCUUCAGCUGGUUUCCCUUUGGCUCCACCCUCUUCCGUCUUUACCCUUUGGUGAAUUCCCAUCCCCCUCUUGAACGGCGGUCUUUUAGAUCCUACAAGAGAUUCUGAAACCCCCUUAUCCUCGAACCCCUCCCUCCAUAGGCUACAAACCCUCUCUCUUCAUCUGCAGAUGGUCUCAGCAGCCCCUCCGCCCCGCCCCCCCAUGACAUCCCCUUAAUAAAGUCACAUUGCAUUA
Molecule: messenger RNA, 1049 nt
Organism: Phacochoerus africanus (Common warthog)
Lineage: Eukaryota; Metazoa; Chordata; Mammalia; Artiodactyla; Suidae
Gene: CD209
Product: CD209 molecule
Exons: 8
Coding region: 43-765 (240 amino acids)
Source: RefSeq, a predicted model, not a curated record